This is a messenger RNA of Brienomyrus brachyistius, 3004 nucleotides long. Its product is annotated as bcl-2-like protein 13. Bases 524 to 1849 code for a protein of 441 amino acids. The record is from RefSeq and is a predicted model, not a curated record. The transcript has 7 exons. NCBI's taxonomy places the organism in Eukaryota, Metazoa, Chordata, Actinopteri, Osteoglossiformes, Mormyridae. Gene Ontology annotation, biological process: regulation of apoptotic process; apoptotic process. Gene Ontology annotation, cellular component: mitochondrion.
AUGCACACAAUAUUUUAGUUACUGCAAAACAUGAGACAAACUUUUUCCUCUUGUCCAUUGUUGUGCGAUCGAUGCAUUUAUGUGACUCUGGCGUCUGACUGAAAAAUAAAGUUGGCAUUUAUAUUUAAUUUUGUCGAAGUCGGAAUAAAACAGUUUAGGAACGCCCUUUGACCCCCUCUAAAACUGGCGCAGCCAGGAGCGUCUCUGCUGGACGCAUGAUGGCUGCCUGAUCUCUAAAUUAGGAACCGGUGGGAGUCAGAAGUAGGCUACACAGGCUUUCCACUUGGGAGAGAAGUGACAAAGUGCGACGACAGAGGUUAGGCAGCAAGGUGAGCCCGUGUUGUUUUGGCGCGCCUUCUGUUAGGGCUCAAUUUGUUUUGUGUUUUGUGUUGAAACAAAACUUACUUCUCGCCGUGGACAGAGGAUCAGCUAACCAGGUUACCGAGAGAGAUCGACUAAAAAGAAAGUACGCUACAGUGUCAGGAAGGAGAAGAGCCCUGUGAUUGUGUACUGAUAUUUCUCCAUGGCUGCUACGAGCUCAUCCACCACUGUGGUUGAGGGCUUCCACUUUGAGACCAAAUAUGUUGUCCUCAGCUACCUGGGCCUACAGCCACCCAGAAGUCUUCCUAGGACACGUGUUGCUACAGGUGAAGGCACCAGCCAGUCUGAGCAGGAACAGCAGAGCGGGAUUAAGGGGCAGGUCGAGGACGAGCUGAGGAGGCUGGAGGAGGAAAUCGCAACAUCCUUCUCGAGGACCGGUUUCGACUGCCACACGUCCCUGGUGUUCAGCCCCGCCAAUCCGGAGAGCUCAAUAGAGGAGUGCCUGGCCGUGCUGGGCAGCCGUGUGGCCCAGGACCUGGGCUCUCACCUUAACGCGGCCCUGCAGGGCCUGCUGGGAGAACCCCUGGACUACGAGCGUUACAGGGACGCAGUGCAGAGCGUCUCCUCGCACUCUCAGGAGGGUUGGAACAAGGUUCUGGUGCCCCUAGUGCUCCUGCAGGCCUUGCUCUGGGAGGGGCAGCCCCUGACAGAGCUGGUUCCCCUGGGGAUGCACUAUCUGCUGGAGGCUGAGGCGGAGUUCGUCAUCGGGCAGGGUGGAUGGGGCACCGUGCUUAACCUGGAGGAGAUGGAGCCUGGUGUCAUCGUUGCUGAGGACGCCAACGACAUCUACAUCUUGUCAGGGGAGCAGCUGAGCCCCCCUGGGUCACUGGUGUCCUCGGCGGAGGGAGGAGAGCACAGGCCGUGGCAAGCGGACAGCCUCCUGGGGGGCUCAGGGUCCUGGGCUCAGGUGGGCUCCAUGGAACCGGAGGACGCGAAGAGCCUGGACAGCGACGCGGGCACGAUGCUCGCCGAGGAGCGCAGCGAGAACAACUCCUCCAACUCUGACAUCGUGCAUGUGGAGCGGGAGGAGGCAGAGCUUAUGGAGGGGGAGCUGCAGGAGAGCAUGCUGGGUAGCGGGAGCGAGCUGGUGGAAAUGCGGGGGGGGACUAUGCUGUGUGCCGAGCCUCCCACUGAAGCAUCCGAAGUCUCUGAGAGCCAGUUAUCUGUGGGGGGGCUUCUCACAGUGCAGGAAACCCCAACUCCUCAAGUGCCCCUUUCUGUUCCAGAACCAAAGCCCCCGGUCUCUGCCCCCUUGCUAGCUGCAACGCCAGAGGCUGUCAUGAAGCCACCGCAUGAGUCUGUAGCAGCAGUGGCUGACGAGCCUCACGCAGCUCCACCUAAGGAGAUCCCGCCCAAGCCCAAAUCAUCCAGGCCCUCUGAGCUUCCCAUGCUGCUGUGCAGUGGCGCCGCCCUGGUGGCCAUUGCUGCAGUAGUGGUUUAUGGAGCCAUGGUCUUCAGGAAGAAGUAGUAGCGUGGGGUGACUGCGGGUGCUGCACAGCCCACACGUUGGGGAGGAGCUUAUUCAGUUUUAUUUAACAUCAGGAUUGUUUUGUGCCUCCCUAAAUCAGCUCGUAACAUGGCUCAUGUCUUGAAGCGUUUCUGUCUUAGUUUGCCUGUGGCCCUUGCUGGGUCUUUCCCUCCCCUUGGGGCUUCUGACGGGGAUUUCUGGGUAGCUUUCCAGUCCUUGCAUACCAUGUGUUUCUCUACUGAACGACUUUGAGAGGUUGUUUGGGUCAUGCAAAAACGGGAAGUGAGAUUUUACCUGCGGGAACUGGACUGUCACGUUCUGCCUGCCACACCACGGCCAUAUCUGCGUUCUCCUCCAGUCUGGCUUGUGAUCUUGGUUUGUCAGUUUUGGGCUUGACUAUCCAAGGAUCCAGGAGUCUGUAGCCCCCUGGCAGCCAUCACUGUGCUACGUCACUUCCUUCUGUCUUUCUCUGGAUGGCAGAAACUUUUUAUUUUUUUGGCCCCUAACUCCACACUAAAGUAUGGCUGUAGAACCUGUCGCCACCGUUAUCACCACACGGGGGAACUGUCACUUUUUCUCUCGGGGGGUUUAAAUCUCCAUGGCAAAGGAUGUGGGGGGGUAGCAGCCAGCAGCCUGAAGGUAUGUGGCAAACAACCAGAGGAAAGAAGACCGUGCUUGACCCCCCAUCCUCCACAAGUCCGGUGCUGACACCUGUGCUCAGCGUGACGCUAACUGAGAGUCCGGGAAGCAGAUCCCCGCCUCAGAGGCGCGCAGCGACUAGAGUUCGGCGCUGCACUUCACUGCAUCAGUGGCGGUAGUUUCCGGUCCCGUUGUGACAGCUGAAGCAUGACAGUUUGGCCAUCUGUGCUCAAAGCAAAAUGAAGAACCAAACGAAGGAGAUGGGUUGGGGGGGGGUCUGUCUAUAUUUUAGCUAUGAUGAGGUUAUGAUUCUUAUGCCAUUAAACAUUGGUCUAUUAACCCACAGAAAGGUUGGAGACGGUUUCUUCCAAUUGAGUUUCGGACCGCUUGGUUGUCAAAGCCCUCGUUUCGGAUUCUUCUCCUGAGCUUAGCCACAUAUGUAAAUACAGGAUUGAAAUUAAAAUGGCUUUUUUUUCAGUGGUCUGAAAAUACCUUAAUAAACGUCAUGGUUUGGUA